GCGUGCGCGUCCGGGGGCAUUAGGGGGGUCCCCCGGGGUGCUCCCGGGCCUUCCCCGCCCCGGCACCCCGCGGAGGCAGCUCGGGGCGGUGGGCGCGGCCCCGGGUGGACCGGCACCGAUCGGCGCCCUGGAGGCUCUCAGUGGGGACCUCGUCGACGAGAAACCCGAGACACGUUUGCUGUCAUGGUGAGCGAGAGGCGUAAUGGCAACCUGCUUGUGCACCUGGGACCCAAGCUGCAGGCCUACCCGGAGGAGCUGCUGCGGCAGCGGCAAGGCCACGAUGGCCACCCCGAGUAUCUGAUCCGGUGGAGCAUCGUUAGCUUGGAGGAGAGAGCAGCAGGCAGCAGCAGUGGCUCUUGUGCGGAAACCAAGCCGGAGAACAUCCUGAUGUGGAUGUCAGCAGAAGAGGUCUGCGCCAGCUGCCCAGUGCUGCUGGGCAAGAGGAAGCUGGACGGGCGGUGGGUAAAAGAGGAGAAGGCGCCCAGCCCGUUCCCUGCCGAUGUCGUGCUGGACGAAGCGUCGCUGCUGGAGAUGAAGGCUGAUGUCAGGAGCCUGGUGCAGCGAGCUGUCCGGCAGAUGGCUGGGACCGGGGCUCCUGAGUCCUCCAUCCUCAACACUAUCCACGUGCUGAGCGCGUAUGCCAGCAUUGGCUCGCUGACGGGUGCCUUCAAGGAGACGGGAGCCCUCGACCUGCUGAUGAAGAUGCUGUGCCACAAGGAGAAGCAAAUCCGCCGCAGUGCUGGCAAGAUGCUGAGGGCUCUGGCUUCGCAUGAUGCAGGGAGCCGGGCCUAUGUUCUGCUGUCCCUGAGCCAGCAGGACGGCAUCGAGCAGCAUAUGGGCUUUGACAGCCGCUACACCUUGCUGGAGCUGUUUGCUGAGACGACGUCGUCUGAAGAGUACUGCAUGUCCUUUGAAGGGAUUCACCUUCCCCAGAUCCCUGGGAAGCUGCUGUUCGCCCUGGUGAAGCGCUACCUGUGUGUCACUUCUCUCGUGGACAAGCUCAGCAGUGGCACGGAGCAGGGAGGGGAGCCGCAGGAUUGUGCCGCACCCAGCUUGCUCGGUGGGGAGAGGAGCUGUGCGAAGCAGGAGUUUGAGUUCAGCAUGGCAAUGGCAAAUCUCAUCUUGGAGCUGGUGCACGUGAUGGGCUGGGACCACAGGCACAAGCCGGAGCUGCUGUCCCCGCAGAGGAUGCAGCCUCGCACCGCUCGCUCCAUCUUCCAGCCCAAGGUUCCGGCCUUCCCUGCUGCUCAAGCAACCCCCACUACCCCGCCAAAAGAGCCCAGUGCCUUCAAGACCCGCUCAGCCUUCCCAAGCCGCAGCAGCUACGUGGAGUAUGUGCAGGCAAAGCUGGUGCGCGGCAUGCGGGUGCGUAUGCUGGAGGAUUAUGAACAGGUCAGCGCAGGCGAUGAGGGCGACUUCCGCCAGAGCAAUGAUGGCACCCCGCCUGUCCAGGUGUACUGGCAAGCCCUGGGCUGUACGUACUGGGUUCACUGGCAUAUGGUGGAGAUCAUUGGCCCCUCAGGGCCAGAGGAGCGCGAGGCUCAGGAGAGGGUGUCCACCCUGACGCACAACCACAAGCUGGCAGCAGUUGCGCAGCCGCUCUUCUCCAAGCCCUUUGGGGGGCUGUACUCCCUGCCUUACCUCGGGGAGCAGCCAAGUGACCCCACAGAGACCCUGAGCCGUGCCGAGUGGUGGGAGUUGCUCUUCUUUGUGAGGAAACUGGAAGUGCAGGAGCAGGAUGAGAUCACCUGCCUCGUCCAACAAGAGCAGGCAGAGCAGCUGUCGGAGCUGGAUGAAGAAGGCCUGAUCCAGCUGUCGGUGUCUGCGGAGCUGGCCCAGAAAGUGCUGCGGGCGUUGGAGAAGCGGUGUGAGGGCAGCGCUCUGAGCGACCUCCGUGGCUCCCACGUCUAUGCCAAGUACUUCCUCGGCAGGGGAACUGAGCAGGAUGGCAGGAGGAGCACCAUGGUGUCCUCGGAGGGUUCCAGCUGCGGGAACACCAGCCCUGAAGCUGUGAAGGCUGAGGCGUCGGAGGAAGACCUUCCUGCAGUGGCGCUGCCACCUCGAGCCCCCGCCACAGUGGAGAAGUCAGAUUCCCAGCUGUUCAGCGAGCUCCUUCAGAGGGAAGGGCUGCUUUUGCCAGAGGUGACAGAGGAGCAAAGCAAAUUGUUUGGCAGCUCCAAGGGGGCCAGCAAGAGGGGCUUGCUGGCGAAGAUUGUGGACGUGGUGGAUGUGAUACAGAGGAGCAGCUCCGAGGUGGGCCUGCGCUUAGCUGGGCUCAAGCACAUCCUGAAGAUGCUGGAGGAGGAGGCUGGGCUUGAGCGGCAAGUUGGCAAAGCCCAGGGCGGGCUGGGGACCAGAGAGAAGGUGGUGAAGAUGGCAGUGGAGCUGCUGAGCACUGAGGUGGCGGAGAAGGCGCUGGUGACGGUGACGCUGCGGCUGCUCGCUGUGCUCAUGGUCAAGUAUGACUGGCGUGUGCUGUUUGCCACAGAAGGUGGUGUGCGGGCUGUGCUGGCCUGCAUGCAGCAGCACGCCUCCUCUGCCGUGGUGCAGCAGGCUGGCCUGGCGGCCCUGAAGGUGUUGGUGGGAGCCGGGAGCAGCGAGCCGGGAGGUGCCGGUGGGAAGCCCUUGCCCCUGAACCAUGCCGACGCGCAGAUGAUGCGGGAGAUCUUUGCCAGCAUCGGCUCUGCCUCCAGCGAGGGCUCAGCAAGCCUGCUGAGCGCCAUCCCUGCUGCCAUGAGCACCAUGCAGAGGGUGGCAGGGGGCUCCUCGGGUGUGCGGAAUGGCUUGCUGGUGGUGAACAUGCUGAUUGACAGCCACCAGGGUCUGGCAGAGCAGCUGGUGAGCUGCGAUCUCCCCGCAGUGCUGCGGAGCUGCUGGUGGGAAGGGCAGAGCACGGGCUGCGCCAGCAAGACGCUAGCCCUGAGCGUGAUCAACCGCCUGGCAGAGCACGAGGUGCCCCUGAGCCUGGAGACGGCAGGUGCCGAGGCCCCGCUGGACCUGGGGGAUGUGAACAUGCGGACGCUAGUGGGCAGCCUGUGUGAGGGCGGCCUCUCCAGGGAGGCGGUGGCGGCCCUGGAGCGGCAUCUCUGUGGCAAGGGCACCAUCCCCUCUGGCGAGGCAGGCCAGCUGCUGUGGGACCGCGAGUGCUUCGUGCUGCUGCUGCGCAGCUUCGAGCUGCUGGGGGCAGAGAAGGCUGCAAGCCUGAGCGUCCUCAGGAUCCUGAACAAGUUCCUGGACGGUUACCAGGAGGACCUGCUGCCGUGGCACGAGUGUGUUGAACCCUGUUUGUCCUCCAUGAGUGCCCACAGCAAUGACCAGGAGGUGGUACAGGAGGUCGUUCACUUCCUGCACCGCCUGGCCACCGCCAGCAAGGACUGUGCGGUGGUGAUGUGCCGUGUGGGCACCCACGAGGCUUUGGGCAAAGCCCUGGACAAGCACAGUGCGGCUCUGCCAUUGGCGCCAGCCCUGCGUGACCUGGUGAGCGACUGUGAGAAGUACGCCAGCCUCUACAGGAAGCUGACGACCAGCAUCUUGGCUGGCUGCAUCCAGCUGGUGCUGGGGCAGAUUGAGGAGCACCGCCGGAGCCACCAACCCAUCAGCAUCCCCUUCUUCGAUGUCUUUCUGCGCAACCUGUGCCGAGGCUCCAGCGUGGAGGUGAAGGAGGACAAGUGUUGGGAGAAGGUUCAGGUCUCCUCCAAUCCCCACCGCGCCAGCAAGCUCACAGACAGGAACCCCAAGACCUACUGGGAGUCAAACGGCAGCACUGGCUCCCACUCCAUCACUGUCUACAUGCAGUGUGGCGUGGUGAUCAGAGAGAUGAGCAUGCUGGUGGCCAGCGAGGACUCCAGUUACAUGCCAGCCCGUGUUGUGGUGCUGGGGGGAGACAGCCCUGCUAACAUCAACACUGUGCUCAAUGCGGUGAGCAUCCUGCCCUCGGACAGCAGAGUGAUCCUGCUGGAGAACAUGACCCGCUUCUGGCCCAUCAUCCAGAUCCGAGUGAAGCGGUGCCAGCAGGGCGGCAUUGACACGCGUGUGCGUGGCAUCGAGGUGCUGGGUCCCAAGCCCACUUUCUGGCCCAUCUUCAAGGAGCAGCUAUGUCGGCGGACGUUCCUCUUCUGCACUGCCAGGGCUCAUGCGUGGUGCCAGGAGAUUUGCCAGGACCGGGGGUGCUUGCUGCAGCUCUUUGGCAGGCUGAACCGGGCCCUGCGGCAUGAGCAGGCCUUUGCCGACCGCUUCCUUCCUGAUGACGAGGCGGCCCAGGCCCUGGGCAGGACCUACUGGGAGGCCUUGGUGAACCCCUUGGUGCAGAGUAUCACCAGCCCAGACCCCAGUGGCAUCAGCCCCCUGGCCUGGCUGCUAAGCAAGUAUCUGGAGAGUGUGGAGCUGCCCCGCUGUGCCACGAGCUGCAAUGCUGUCUUCAGCUCCCGCGUGCGGUGCCUGACCCAGCUCCUGGUGCAUGUGGACCCCAGCAGCGCAGAGCUGGAGGAGGCAAGAGCCCCUGGCAGAGCUGGUGGGAAGGACGGGAAGAACAAGGAGGUGCCAGCUGGGGCCGCAAAGGUGGCGGCAAAGAAGCCGAGUGGCCUGUGGGGCAUCUCGCAGUGCUGGCGUGGUGUGGUGCAGCAGCAGGUGCAGCGGUUUCUCGAGGCAGCAUGGCAGGCGCCAGACGUUGUGGAGAGAUACUGCAGGCUGUACCAGUGCCUGCGCAGCGCCACCGUGGAGCUCUUUGGGCAUCAGGCUGCUUUUGCGCUGGCCCUGGCACAGGGCUUCGCAGGGGCCUUGCUGCAGCUUUCCUUCCUGACUGCCCUGCACGUGAGUGAGCAGUUCGCCCGCUACCUCGACAGGCAGAUGCAGGAGCUGCAUGGGGUCGUGGGCAGCACGGGGCCGCUGCAGCAGAUCCUGGAGCCCUUUGUUGUCUUCUGUGGCCUGGAGCUCGCCCAUACCUUUGAGCACUUCUACCGGUACUACCUGGGGGACCGGCUCCUGGCGCAGGGGCCCUCGUGGCUGGAAGGGGCCGUCGUGGAGCAGCUUGGGUUGUGCUUCCCCGGUCGCUUCCCCCAGCAGAUGCUGAGCAACUUGGCCGAGUCAGAGGAGCUCCAGCAGCGGUUUUACCUCUUCCAGCUGCAGGAGCAGGACAAGCAGCUGCUGGAGCUGGACACGGGCCUGGAGAGCCCCGAGGACGAGGUGCUGGGGGAGGCAUCCCUGGCGGAGGUGCCAGAGGUGAAGGUGCUGGUCCUGUCCCCGCGCUGCUGGCCCAUUUCCCCGUUCUGCUACAUGGAUGAGCCCGGGAGGUUUUUCUCGGCAGCCCUCAGCUCCCCCCUGGCCAAGUUUGCUGACUUCUGGAGGCAGAGCCAGAGCCAGCUGGGCUGGGAGUGCACAAAGCCCCGGCGGUUGCAGUGGACGUGGCUGGGCCAUGCUGAGCUGCAGUUUGGAGACUGCAUCCUGCACGUGUCCACGCUGCAGAUGUACAUUCUGCUGCACUUCAACAGUGUGGAGGAGGUGGCUGUGGAUGCCCUGCUGCAGGCCACUGGGCUCCCCGUUGACCUGGUGCACCAUGCACUGACACCGCUGACCCACGGUGAGGGCGUCCUGGUGCAGAGCUGCACGCAGGGGGCUCCAGGUACUCUGCGGCUGAACCGAGUGGCCCUGGCUCAGGCCUCUGGCCGGCGCCUGAGGCUGCUGCCCCAGCAGACAUACCUGAGGGCAGAGAUGGCUGAAGGCAGUGCCUUGGAGAGGAAGAGGAACGUUCUCUGCUGCCUCAUCACCCGCAUCCUCAAGGCGGAGAAGCAGCUCCACAUUGACAACUUGGUGUUCAGGGUGAUUGACGCCUGUCAGAAGGGCGAGUUCGGACCGGGGUUGCAGUUCCUGAGCUUCUGCUGCCACAGCGUGGACGUGCUGUCCUGCAUCCUGCACCUGCUGAACCAGGGCUAUCUCCGGCGCCAGGAGGGGAGGCCCCAGGUCCUGGAGUAUGUCCCUACUGAGCCCUUGCCAGCCCCCACAUCCCAAAUCCAGCCUUUGGUUGCCUUUCAGACUGUAGAGAUAAAGAUGGCAGCAAGCACAGCCUCUGCCAAGAGGAGACAGACUUUUUCCACGUUCAGGUAGACAAGAGCUGGGCUGGGCAGGGAGGACACAGCCUAGGCCCAGCCAGCCCGUUCUUGAGGACGCUGGGGUUUUAUUUUUAAAUAAAUGUGCCAAGCUGC
Messenger RNA from Dromaius novaehollandiae (emu), 6197 nucleotides. Its product is annotated as cullin-9-like. The transcript has 30 exons. The record is from RefSeq and is a predicted model, not a curated record. Gene Ontology annotation, molecular function: ubiquitin protein ligase binding. Gene Ontology annotation, biological process: ubiquitin-dependent protein catabolic process. NCBI's taxonomy places the organism in Eukaryota, Metazoa, Chordata, Aves, Casuariiformes, Dromaiidae. Bases 184 to 6099 code for a protein of 1971 amino acids.